This is a messenger RNA of Ectocarpus sp. CCAP 1310/34, 6695 nucleotides long. The record is from the annotation of a GenBank genome assembly. Lineage: Eukaryota; Phaeophyceae; Ectocarpales; Ectocarpaceae.
AUGCUGCAAGACAAAGUCAUGAGCGUGCUCCGCACUGUUGAUUCGGGUAUGAUGCGUUUGGAACCGGAUGUAUACGUUAACGGACAGUACAUCACGGUAGCCGAUGACCUUACCCCUCGCCGUGUAGAGCUACUCUCCGACUUAGCCCACGAAUUCAUGUCGGUCAGCCAGCCAAUUGCCAAUGCUCACACCGUCAACAUUCACCUUCUGUCGGGAGAAGUUAUCGCCAAGCCUCACGAGCAAGCAACGACCACAGAUUGGUUGCGUUUGUACGUGAGGGAACAGGCGUUGAUGGGCGGUGCGGAGCUGGCUAGAGCUGCGCUGGCUGCCAUGACGCUGUCGCCGGGGGAAGGGUGGUCCUCCAGGGCCGCCAGUGUGGUGUCCGCAUUUGGUGCCGCGCGCGCCCACCCCGAACGCCCGUACAUAACCGAGCAGGCGCUCUUCUGGUGUUUCGUAACUCCGGUACAGAUGACGGCUUUGUAUGAUUGUGAGGGACAAGUCUUGCUGCCCAACGCGUUCGACCGCAACGGAGUAUCCGCGAUCUUGCACGAGAAGUCAUACCGCACGAACGCUCUCCUGAGUCCGGUCGCAGUCUACCAGAACCAAACGGCUACCGUUCCGGGGAGCCACGGGGUACCGUUCGAGGCCCGCGACGCCUCCCUUGAUGCCCGUCCACCCGCUGCUCGACCGGCACCGGCACCCAUAGCCCCGGCGGCCCCCGCUGCAGCGACGCCACCGGUGGAGCAUCCACCUCCGUCGGCACCCCGGGGCGACGUCCUCGACUACCUGCAGUCGCAGAACCUCUGCUUUCGCCACGCCUUCUCCGGUAGGUGCCAUCGCUCCCCGUGCAGGUGGUCCCACGAGCUCCCCGCCGCUUUCUACAAGAGCCUCGCUAUUUGGCAACCGGGACAUGAGGGGCGGCACAGGGUGGCGUCGAUGACGGCCUCUCAGUACCGUCUGGCUUACGAUCUUGGGCCGGUCAACGGAGGGGACAGCGAGUCGGACGAGGACCAUGCGGGCCACGCUCCCCCGGCAUCGGAAGGAGCGGAUUUCUUCAGAAGGAACGGUAGCUUGCUCGACUUCCGCCCCGCUAUGGGGUUUAGACCUGUGUCAUCAGCGCCUUGGGUGCCGCUUCUAGCGACCAUCCCGCACGCACCAGCGGCUGCUAGUCCUCUCUGCAUAGCACGGGACCGGUUUUGUCUGGUCACCGCUCGCGAGAACACCCCCUUGCCCGAGCUGCCCAUUUCUCCCGCAGAGAUGCCCAGCUACGAAGACAUCGCGUGGGAGGACGACGUCUCCUUCGAGUGGGAUGUGCGGCACGUGCCCGAGAGCACCACGGUGGAGAGCUUUACGGCGCGCGCGGUGGAGGCAGCGGCAGUGGGUCCCCAACCGCAGGACCGUCGCGUGAUAGCCCGCAUGGUAGCCCUCAACGUCCGCGAUCAACCUUGUUUCGAGUCGCUUUUUGACACCACCCCCGCUGCGUCUGAUCCGCCGCUGCCGCCUCGAGAAACCGCUCCCCCCAGAGACGCGAGCACACCAGCCGACCCCGGCACCCGCGUUCGUGUUGAAGACGUCAACAUGGGGCCGUUGGGAUUUCUCAAGCAGCAGCUUGUCGAGGUACUUGCCGCUUUCAUCGAAGGCGGUUUGUUCCCCAUCGACCCGAAGCGGGUACCGGCUUGCAUGAACGGUGAGCUACAGCGUCCUUUGAUCAACGAGUUUUGUACCCCUUUCGCCGCCAAGCAACGGCGUUUAUCGCCAGAGGAACGACGCAUGAUUAGAGCCGAUGCACAGCAAGUGGUUGACCGAGGAGUGAUAGGACGUUCCAUGUCCCCGUGGGCAGCCCAAUGCCUGUGUGUUAAGAAGAAAGGCGGCACCCUACGGCUGUGCAUCGACUGGCGUGAACUCAACAAGCUCUUGGUGUCGGAUAGCGGUGGCCUUGGUGACAUGCAUGCGCUAUUCGAUGGGUUGAAAGGCAAUAAGUAUUUCACGCAGCUUGAUCUCGCCUCCGGUUUCCACCAGAUGGAAAUCGCCGAGAAAGACCGGUUUGGACUGACGGUACCGCCUGCAGCUUUCACCCGUAGGGUGUACUUUGCUAAAUGCAUAUUUGGUGCCGCGUCCCAGGAGUCCCUUGGCAUGAUCAUCGACAGCACGGGUUUGUACCCCGCUCCGUCUAAGCUAGUCGCGAUUGGUCGCAUGCCUCGCCCACACACGGUAGAGGAGUUGCGCACGUUCUUGGGUUUGACCGGCUACCUCCGACAGUUUGUACCCAACCACAGUCUGACGGCAGCACCGCUCACCAAUAUCUUGCGCAGCAAAGCUUUUGCCUCGAAACGUGCACGCAAGCUCCCCAUCCCUUGGACCACUGCAGAGGAAGACGCUUUCCAACCGUUACGAGGAACGUUGGCGUCGCCGACGACGAUCGAAGGGGUGACGAGAGCAGUAGCGUUUGAGAGCCACAGGUUUUUGCUGACAGACGCUAGACGGGGCCCUACGAGGGAGUGCAUGGGUGUGUUGUGGUCAGUAGACUACUUUCAUCCUUACCUCGCUGGUAGACAGUUCAAACUGGUGACCGAUUGCUCCGCCCUGAGGUGGUUGUUUCGGAGUCGAGAGCUCUGCCCAAAGUUGCACAGGUGGGCGUUACGGCUCAUGGAGUACGACAUGGUGUUGGAAUGGAAGGCGGGCGUGGAGCACGUGGUGCCAGACGCGCUUUCGCAAUUCCCGGUUGCAGGGACUGCCGAGGUGUCGAAGGGGCGCACAGCUCAGACGGAAGAUGCGGUAGCCUACGUUUCUCUUCCACCCCCGGCCCAAGGGGCCGUUGACUCUAACCUUUCCGCCCUUCGAGCGUUGCCCUUUGCGAUGGGCGCGGUGUUAGAUGCUAAGCCCAGGGAACUCCGCCGCAGCGGCAGGACUCGCACGCCAUCCGUACCCCUGAAGCCCAUCGGAGGCGUGCAGCUGCCACCGGUAGGAGAGACGGGGCUUCUACAGGACGAGCAAGUGGCUGGCCCCACACCUGUCGAAGCCGUGCCGCCCGCACCCCCGCUUCCAGCGCUACCGCCGUCGCCCGUUCAGCGUAGCCACGACGACAUCGGUGAAGUGCUCGCGGCACGUGGGGAUGUACCGAGGUCGUCGUUAGGACCAGACGUUCGUGGGACGUCAGCCAUCGACCGGGCGGCACGGGUUCUCACCAAGCCAUCCAUCCUCGCACAACGGCGCAAGAGACCGCAGAGCAAACGUGUAGCCAUGAUGCCAGGUAGACCGCUAGAACCGUGGAACGAACUGCAGAUGGACAUUCUCAAAAUCGACAAGCCUUCACUCACUGGAAACAACUACAUCCUGCUCGUGGUAGAUCGCGCUUCUAAGUUCCCUUUCGGCUUCCCGUUGGAGACCAAGCAAGCUGUGGGUGCAGCUCGAGUGCUGGUGGAGCUAUGUCCGACUUUCGGUGUCCCAAGAACCAUUCACUGUGAUGGGGGUUCAGGAUUCGGAGCAGAGGUGGUGAAGCAUCCUUGCAGGUGGCUACGUGCAGACAUCGUGUUCAGUGGUGCGGAUCACCCACGGGGCCAAGGUGCAGUCGAGAGGCUGAGAGAAUGGUUGCAAGAACUACUAGCAGAGCUGUGCAGGUCAUGGCCCGACAGGUGGGAUGAUUAUUUGUACCCAUCGAUUUGGAUCAAGCUUACGCUGCCUGACACCGUGCUCCCCUCUCACAUGACUCCCUUCGAGCUUCUGUUUGGCCGCAAGCCCGGCACGACGUUGGAUUCGUUAGUCCCCCUCACAGACGAGACAGGUGCGGAGGGAGGGCUAGACAACUUCGUAGAGCGACGAAAGCAGAACCUCCGUGAAGUUCGCAUGGUGUUGGAGAGGUGGCACGAGUUGCGGGUAGCGGCGCGUGCGAAGGCCAACGCGACGUUCGAGAAGUCGUCCGCCGGAGUGGCAGUUGGGAGAAACAGCUUGGUGCUGAUUCGCGAGACGGAGAGCAGGAGGCAUCGUGAUCGCCGAGAACGGAAGCUCCAGCACGACCUGUACACCGGGCCCUGGAAAGUGACAGACGUCAUACAACCGGGCCUCAGUGUAGAAGUCAGCUUGCAUGGUAGAAGGAAACGCAGCCGAAGAGUGUCUACCGCCGAUGUGAAGCCUUUCCACCUCAGACCUCCCUCGCUCAGACAUUCCAUCGCUGACGAAUUUGCGACGUAUGCUUGGGGACCCGACUUUUAACUCCCUUCUGGAGACGCUGAGCUGUUGGAGUUCGUCUCGAUUGCCGACUGUCGUAGAAGCCGAUCGGGCACUCGAGUGGUUUGGGAGUAUAAAGGGAAGUCGGGCAGUGGAGCAGUGUCGGAGUGGUUGUCAGAGGAUGUCAUGCUGCGGAGUUUCACCCCCCUUCAGCUUGAUGGUUUCGUCGCUCUUUGGCACAUGUACCGCCCCCAGCAAGCGAACGAUCUUCCGCCCGUCUCAUUCAAGCCCCGUGCCCCGCUGUCGCGUGCCGAAGCCUUGAAGCUGUUUCCGAUAGGUUUUGCCUGCCAGAGAGAACUAGACGGAGGAGUGAACCUUCAAGGCCAGGUGUUCGACUUCCUACACCUGUACUGGCGCGUGCGUUACAGCGAAAAAAACUGAGAGGAGCUCUCCCGACGAGAGCUUGAGCGGCUUUCACGAUGACGCUUGCUUUAUGGCGCGCACAAAUCCGAGCCGGCGCUGUGCGUUCAUGAUGUAGGAACAGGGCUGCCCUCUGCAGGUGGUUUACUACCACCCGUCCACGAAUCGGCAACCCCCGGAUGAAUUGGCUUAUGCAUGGGUGUUUGUAUUUUUACAGUCGUUUUCUAGGUAGCUCUAGACACACGUACAUUUCUUGGGUAUCGUAGGGGUAGACCGAUGGCCGCGGCCGUUUGCCGGUAGUUUUACCAUGCCUGCACAAGCGUCGGUACACUUCCCACUUUAGUUAAGAUUGAUCAGGUAUCGCUGCAUGGUCUGAGGAGUUCGUUCCGUGGAGUGUGUAUCGUACAAUAAGCAACUUAUCUGUGGGUGUGAGAUGUUGCUGUCUUGGAUAUUUACUUUGUACAAGGAAAAGUGUCUUCCCGUAGUUUGAGCACGUUGCUCUGCUCCGUCUGGAUGUCGAUAUUCGAGUGAUCCAGUUUCAUUUAGGGUGACAUUCAUGAGACUGGUUGUUAUAUAGUGUUGGAUGUUCCGAGUUGUAUGCAAGAGUACUGAGUACCGUACCCUUUGUUGGAACGCGGCAUCGUUUUGCCGUGCGACGUGUUGUAGAUGGUUGCAAAGUGUCCUUGCGGGAGGUGUGAUACCGUUUGGCAAUGCGUUUUGGUGUUGUAGGAGCUUUGCGCAAUGGGAUUUUCCCUGGAUGGCCAGGUCUUUCCCGCGGUGUAGAUGAGGGUCGGGCUAGCCACUACAGUACAGUGAAUUCACCAAGCGAGGGACGGUUUUUCAAUAAGAGUGUUUUACGCCCGCGGGUCACUUUGUGUUUUCGGUCGCUAGCCUGAAUUCUUUGACUCUCGGGAUGGGGGCGAAGGGUUUCUCCCGGACAUUGGGUUUUUCCUUCGCACAAGUCGAUGCCGGGCUUGUUCAACGCGCAGUGAGAAUGUCGAGAUGAGCGAUUUUUAUGUAGCUUUUUUCUUCGCUGUAACCUCUCGAUAUUUUCGGUUGAACUUUCGGUCCAACUUAUAGGCAUCGCAUGGAUCCGGUCGCCCCGGUGGUCUAGUUGGUAUCCCCGAAACCUUCUAGAGGUCAGGUUAGGGGUUCGAAUCCCGGUAUAAGCGAGCUUUUCUUUCAAAGUGAGUUUUUCUCUCGCUUCCGCUCCUGGCCUAGUGGAUAGUGCUAGUUCGUGUCCCGAUCAACCAAUCCAAUGCAGAGCGAUGUGGCUCUACGCUAACGGUCCUUGUGCUAGGUUCGAGGUUCUUGUCAGUGGGUUGCUUUCUGUCUCGGACGGUUGUCGCCGAAGAUAUUAGAUCAAAGACUCAAAGACCGAGGAUGAUAAAUGGUGCUUUGAAGAGGAAACUUUGUCGUUAAUUCUGCUCCCGAUUACCAAGUACAACAUGUCACAUGCCAGACAAUACGGUAGCGGGAAUUAAUUGCGGACACCGCAAAGUGGCGCACUUCCUCUUGAAAACUACCAAGUUUUUUACUGUUUUUUUUUUGUGUUCACUUCAAAUUAGCGUUCACAGCACUGGUGCCGUUUACUCCAACCCGUGGUCACACAGAAGAGCCCCUCUCUACCCUCCCCUCCUGCGGUAACUUGCCUUCGAUUAUUAAUGCGAGAAGAGUUCAGCACUCACUUCUGCUGUACUCAACUCAAGCCGAUCAACACUGCUGCUAUUCGACCGAACUCCUGNUUGUCGUUAAUUCUGCUCGCUGCUGUACUCAACUCAAGCCGAUCAACACUGCUGCUAUUCGACCGAACUCCUGCACUCACUUGCUGGAACCAACCACCGCUUCGAACUCUGUCAACGCACUGGUAACCGGACACUCAAGCUCGCCUUCUGCUCUGUUAGAUAUACUCGCAGCAGUAUCUGGUCGUGAGGAUCCCAGGGGGACACGUGUUGGGAAUUUCUUGUGCUGAAGGGUACCACCGGUGUAGUCACGGGGACCCAUUGGGCGUGGUCGGUGCGAUGAUGAGGAAGGCUUGCGUGCGUGCUGCGCUCUUCUUCUUCUUCUUCUUCUUCUUCUUCCUCCCUCUAUCUCCACCACCACCACCGUCU